AUGGAAGGUCCUGAGAUCAACGAUGACAGCCAGCUGUACUCCACCAUGGCUGGAAAGCUAGAUGCCAGGCUUCUCAAAGCUCUCGACGUGAUGGGCUUCACUCACAUGACCCCUGUCCAGCAGCGUGUUUUGAACGAACUCCCAACCUGGCGCAGUGACUGUCUUGUCCAAGCCAAGACUGGUACCGGAAAGACCCUUGCAUUCUUGUUGCCUGCAUUGCACUGCCUGCUUCAGGGUGAAUACGCGCCACCCAAAGGCAAGGUCGGCAUCUUGAUCAUUACCCCAACCCGAGAACUUGCCCAACAAAUUGCAAAGGCGUGUGAUCAACUAACCUCGCAACUUCCCACUCCUCUUGAAUGCCACGUUGCAGUUGGAGGAACGGCUCGUGCAUCUGCUCACUCCCGCUUCAUGAAGGGGGCACCAUCCAUUCUUGUCGCCACCCCGGGACGACUGUGCGACUAUCUGUCAGAGACUCCCACAGCCAAGAAGUUGUCUAACAUUCAGACGUUGGUUUUGGAUGAAGCAGACACGAUGCUCGAGAGUGGCUUCAUCGCCGACGUCAAGCGGAUCCUUCAGCUCAUUCCUCAGAAGAGCACUGGCUGGCAAGGAAUGUGCUUUUCGGCCACUGUUCCCCCUAAAGUCAAGGAUGUGGUCAACAUUGUGUUGAGAAGAGACUACACCAGCAUUUCAACCAUUGACCAGAAUGAAGCACCAACACACGAGAGAGUCCCUCAGUACCACGUGAUUAUUCCCUCCGUGGGAGACACCUUCAACGCACUUGCCUCCCUCCUCAAGCACGAGAUCAAGAACUGCAAGAAGAUCAUUGUCUUCGGUGUGACUGCACACAUGGUUGCUCUCCUCGCAGGAGUCUUCUGUAAAGGCAUGAUUCACCUGAAGGUAUUUGAGAUUCACUCCAGACUUAACCAGGGUGCUCGCACGAGAACCACGAAUCAGUUCAAGGAGGCCGAGGCCGGAAUCCUGUUCGCUUCAGAUGUUAUUGGCCGUGGUAUGGAUUUCCCCAACGUCGAUUUGGUCAUUCAGGUCGGUUUGCCGUCCAACGGCGAGCAGUACGUUCACCGUGUCGGCCGUACAGCCCGUGCCGGCGCUGAUGGCCGUGCUAUCAUUCUUCUCACCGAGGGCGAGUCAUUCUUCAUGCGGAACAACCGCCACUUGCCCAUCAAGCCCCACCCCGAUACCGCCGAGAUCCUUGCUGGCGCCCCCGCGUGCUCCAAGGCUGUCAUGCAGGCCAUGUACACCAUCGAGGAGGAAUCAAAGCAGCGCGCUUACUCGUCUUUCAUUGGUUUCUUCGCUGGAUCGGGCCUUCUCAAGCAGCUCCGUCUCGACAAGGCUGGCCUUGUUCAGCUCGCCAAUGAGAUGGCUGUCAAGGGUAUGGGAUGCCCUGAGCCUCCCCCAAUGGACAAAAAGGUUAUUGGCAAGAUGGGAUUGAAGGGUGUUCCUGGCUUCACCUACGCUGACCCCAAUGAACUGGCUCGAGCCCCUCGCAACGGCGGCUCUUCAAGAGGUCGCAACCAGUCUCGAGGUGGCAAGCCCCGUGAUGCUCUGAGCCCCGGAGCUGGAAGUGGUGUUGAAAAGCGCCGCGGAGGAGGCCGUGGAGGCCGUGGAGGUCGUGGCGGCGGUCGGAGAUGA
Penicillium bovifimosum is the source of this 1647-nucleotide messenger RNA. Its product is annotated as DEAD/DEAH box helicase. Gene Ontology annotation, molecular function: nucleic acid binding; ATP binding. Gene Ontology annotation, cellular component: mitochondrion. Bases 1 to 1647 code for a protein of 548 amino acids. The transcript has a single exon. The record is from RefSeq and is a predicted model, not a curated record. NCBI's taxonomy places the organism in Eukaryota, Fungi, Ascomycota, Eurotiomycetes, Eurotiales, Aspergillaceae.